CUCAGCCAGAUUAUCACGCUGAAUUUUCACCCAAUUUCCACAAUUUAUUUCCAAACUUAGAAGUUGAACUAGGCUCGUCCAAAAGUGGCCAGAUAGGUCAAGUAGCAUCUAGAAUUUGAUAAUGUCGGGUUCAUAUCCGCCACCAAUUCUUCCUAAGCCUCCAGUCGGCCUUCCUUUCAUAGCACCUAAACCAAAUAUGCCAGGUCAGGGUGUGAAUGGAAGUCAGUCAGGCUCUAACAGUCUCGAAGAAAAACGGCAGAAUGGAGGUAGCCCGAACCGAAGAACCGAUGCCGAAAUGUUUGAUUUAGAAAGUGAAAUUGCUAGAAGGACAAGUCAGCGAAAGCGGCCUAAAGUUGAAUACACAGAAGUAGAUGUAAAGUUAGCAAACUUGACAGAUGAGGAAAUGUCAGAUGACGAAAUCAUCAGAACCACUACAAGGGCAUCACCAGUUCCUCCACCUAUGGAGGCCGAAGAGCCACGAGAAGUAGAAGAGGAAGACGAAGAAGAAGAUGUACCUGAAGGACUCGAGGGUGCAGCAUUCCAGAGUAGAUUGCCAUUUGACAAGAUGACAUCACAAGAGGCAUCGUGUUUCCCAGAUGUCUCUCAGGGCCCUCCCCCAGUCCAGAAACAAUUUCUAUACAUCAGGAAUAGAAUGCUACAACUAUGGGUUGAAAAUCCACGACAGCAGAUGACUUUGGAACAUGCAAUGUCACAGUUGGAACCUCAGAAUAGUGAUCCAAAACUUGCAGCAAGAGUCCAUGCCUUCCUUUCACGAUAUGGCUUGAUAAACUUUGGAAUAUACAAGGUUCUUAAAAUGCCUGCAGCAUUAAAAAAGGCACCCAAAGUGAUAGUUGUUGGUUCAGGAAUCUCUGGUUUGGCAGCUGCCCGACAGUUACAGUCUUUUGGAAUUGAUGUCACAAUUGUAGAAGCAAGGGAACGUGUUGGAGGAAGGGUUGCAACAUUCCGUAAAGGCCAGUACAUUGCAGAUCUUGGGGCCAUGGUACUCACUGGGUUAGGGCCCACUGGAAAAGAAGGCCAACAGCCGGCUUGCUGCUGUGAGGGUACCCAAAGAGAAAGAUGAGAUGGUGGAAAGGGAGUUCAACAGGUUGCUGGAGGCCACCUCCUAUCUGUCACAUCAAAUUGACUUCAACUACAUGAACAGCAAACCUGUGUCUUUAGGUCAUGCCCUGGAACUUGUGAUCAAAAUGCAAGAGAGACAUGUAAAGGAGCAGCAGAUCGAACACGCCAAAAAGAUUCUCAAUAUUCAAGAGCAACUUAAGGCUAACUUGGCCCAGAUGGUGCAGACGAAGGAGAAAGUCAAGCAAACCCAUAAGGAGUACCAAGAAGCCCUGAAAGUCAAGGAACCAAGGGAUGUUACAUCAGAGUUUUUGGUGAAAAGCAAGUUAAGAGACCUGAAUGCCCUGUGCAGGGAAUAUGAUGAAAUGGCAGAGGAACAGCUUCGUAUUGAUGAAAGACUUGAAGAACUUGAGGAUAACCCACCAAGUGAUGUUUACCUAUCAUCGAGAGAUCGACAGAUCCUAGACUGGCAUUUUGCUAAUCUAGAGUUUGCAAAUGCAACUCCCUUGACAUCACUGUCUUUGAAACACUGGGACCAGGAUGAUGAUUUUGAGUUCAGUGGCAGUCACAUGACUGUACGUAAUGGCUAUUCCUGUCUCCCUGCUGCUUUGGCUGAAGGACUUGAUAUCAGACUCAACACUGCAGUGAGACAUGUCCGCUAUACCAGAACUGGUGUAGAAAUAGUCACUCAGAGCACAAGCAAGUCAUCAAUCACCACAACACAGACAUUUAAGGGAGAUGCUGUGUUGAUAACACUUCCUCUUGGAGUGCUCAAAAGCCAUCCAUCAGGUGUGCAGUUUCACCCUCCCCUCCCAGAGUGGAAGACUGCUGCUAUACACAGAAUGGGCUUUGGAAAUUUAAACAAGGUGGUUCUUUGCUUCGAUCGAGUGUUCUGGGAUCCAAACACCAACCUAUUUGGUCAUGUUGGAAGUACGACAGCAAACCGUGGUGAGCUUUUCUUGUUUUGGAAUCUCUACAAGUCACCAGUGCUUAUUGCUUUAGUGGCUGGCGAAGCUGCCAACAAGCUGGAGAAUGUGUCUGAUGAAAUUAUCGUUGGAAGUGCUAUUGCAGUCUUAAAAGGAAUAUUCGGGAGCAGUGCAGUUCCUCAGCCCAAAGAGACAGUUGUAACGAGGUGGAAGUCAGAUGAGUGGUCUCGAGGUUCGUACUCCUUUGUGGCUGCUGGCUCUUCUGGAAAUGACUAUGAUCUCAUGGCUUCUCCAGUGGCACCUCCAGUGGUAUCAGGAAUGCCCCCAGGCAAUCCUGCUCCACCCAAUCCUCCCAGAGUGUUCUUUGCAGGGGAGCAUACAAUCAGGAAUUAUCCUGCCACAGUACAUGGAGCUCUUUUGAGUGGCUUGAGAGAAGCUGGCAGAAUUGCUGACCAGUUUUUGGGACUUCCCUAUGAAGUGAACAGAAUUGGGCAGCCACCCAUGACACAGGCCUAAAAGCCCUCAAAGAAGUCAAUCUGUCCUGGAAAGGUGAUAGGGUGGUCAAGUUUAAGUUCCAGCUUCUAUAGUGUGAAUUUUGUCAUCAAAAAGUACAAACCUUGUUUACUUUGUUAUGGUUUGAAGGCCAGUAUGCUGUUACUGCCUGUCUUGUUUGGCUGUCGAUCAGAGACUUGAUGUACAUAUAGUUUUGUUAUACAUAUAGUUUUGUCAUACAGUAUUGAACAUCUUCAAAAAUUAACUAUAUCAUAACAACCAGUAAGUUUUGAGGAAGUUUGAUGUUAUUAUCUGGGACAUUAAUUUUUUAUAUCUAGCUAAGUCCACCAUCCUCUCAUUGACUACAUCUCCUGACACUUUUUUUUCAAUCAUCUUAUUGAUCAAUGUACACUGUGAUGGAAAAAUUUUAAAUAGUAUUUUGAAACUAUGAAAGAAAAAAGGUUUUAUUUGGUAGGACUAACCCACACUUUCAACAACUUUUUUUUGUUGUUUGUUGUUUUAAUGUAAACAAAAAACUUCCUUAAUUGGAAACUUUCUGAUAGUUUGUUAUUAACAAUUUCAACCUUUGUUAGAUGAUUAUGAAAAUGUACAUGUAAAAAACAUUCUCUUUCCUUUUCACAUUACAUCAUUCUUGGAAAUAUAGAUUAAUAUUUAUUGCAAAUAAAAAUAUUGAAAUUGA
Stylophora pistillata is the source of this 3195-nucleotide messenger RNA. RefSeq names its product lysine-specific histone demethylase 1A. Gene Ontology annotation, biological process: regulation of DNA-templated transcription; chromatin remodeling. Gene Ontology annotation, molecular function: oxidoreductase activity; transcription factor binding; flavin adenine dinucleotide binding. Gene Ontology annotation, cellular component: nucleus. The record is from RefSeq and is a predicted model, not a curated record. Lineage: Eukaryota; Metazoa; Cnidaria; Anthozoa; Scleractinia; Pocilloporidae.